Messenger RNA from Vicugna pacos (alpaca), 1840 nucleotides. The record is from RefSeq and is a predicted model, not a curated record. Lineage: Eukaryota; Metazoa; Chordata; Mammalia; Artiodactyla; Camelidae.
GUUCUAGGGCUCCAGAGGCCACGGGCACGAUGCUUCGGGUCCUGGUGGGGGCUGUCCUCCCCGCUGUGCUGCUGGCUGCUCCACCGCCCAUCAACAAGUUGGCAUUGUUCCCAGAUAAGAGUGCCUGGUGCGAGGCCAAGAACAUCACCCAGAUCGUGGGCCACAGCGGCUGUGAGGCCAAGUCCAUCCAGAACAGGGCGUGCCUGGGACAGUGCUUUAGCUACAGCGUUCCCAAUACCUUCCCGCAGUCUACGGAGUCCCUGGUGCACUGCGACUCCUGCAUGCCGGCCCAGUCCAUGUGGGAGAUCGUGACUUUGGAGUGCCCUGGCCAUGAGGAGGUGCCCAGGGUGGACAAGUUGGUGGAGAAGAUCUUGCACUGCAGCUGCCAGGCGUGUGGCAAGGAGCCGAGUCAUGAGGGCCUGAGCGUCUACGUGCAGGGCGAGGACGCGCAGGGCUCCCAGCCUGGCCCCCAUCCCCACCCCGGUGGGCAGACCCCCGACCCCGAGGAUCCCCCGGGGGUUCCCCAUGUGGAGGAAGAGGGGGCUGAGGACUGAGGCCCCCAACUCUUCCUCCCCUCUCAUCCCCUGUGGAAUGCUGGGUCUCACCCUCCCAGGGAAGAGUUGGGGGAGAGGCUGAAGCACCCCCUUUGGCACUGGAUGGACUUGGAUUCAGACUUGGACUUGGAAUGCUUCCCGGUUGCCAUGGAGAUCGGAAGGGAGGGGCUGGCACCAAGCUGCACAAUUUAAUAUAUUCAAGAGUUGGGGGGAAGAAGCAGAGGUCUUCGGGAUUCUUUUUCGGAGGGGGGUUCUCUUCCUUUCUGCCUCCUAGAGGUGUGCCCUUGGACGGGGGACAGUUGGCUAAGCUGCUGCAUUGGGGUGAGGCCGUGCAAAAUGGCGGGAGCCAGGCCAAGGCCUGCACAGCCACUGGUGAGGCAGGGCCCUGGGUGUGCUGAUGGUGGUGCUGGGCCCCAGGCUGAGGGUGGGCACCUUGACCGCAGCAGCCCGAGGGAGCGCUGGGAGGACCAUUGGCAGAAGCAGAAAGCUCUGGCCCCACAGGCUUCUCCCAAGGCCUCCCACUCCCCAUCCCCAGGGUGACUUCUUUCUGGUGGCACAGAGGUGGCCCUCCCUUGAUGGCGUGGUUGGGAGUCAGGCCUGGGCAGGACCCUGCUGACUCAUGGCCCUGGAGCUGGAAGCCAGGCCCUCCGGCUUCUUUGGCUGCCCAGGGGGUGGAGGGAGCGGGGGAAGAGGAGCCCUGCUGGGCCAAGGGGAGGGGCUGACCCCCUGGACCAGAAGAGCCUCCCUCUCUCCUCGCCCUCUCCCAGAUCUUGGUGUCUCCCCCUCCCCUCAAGUUCUAGGCCCCUCACAGCUGCUGGAGCUCAGCUUACCCUCUUGGGAAGCUUUUUCUGAGUAUCUGAUGGUGGGGAGCAGUCUCCCUUCCCUAGAGGUGCCAGGAGGGACUGGGUGGGGUGGACUCUGGCUGAGCCUCAAGAAACGUGGAAGGGGAGGGGCGAGGGCACGUGUGGGUGGCCAGUGUUCCCUGUGGCUCCCCAGCUGCCCAGUCCCACAGCCUCCCUUCCCCCAGCUGCACUUUAGCCCUAGAAGGGGCGCGGGGCCGGGGAGGGAGGGCUGGGCAGGCGGGCAAUGAGGAAGGCCCCGCAGCACCCAUAACUGCCUGCAUCUGCCUGUCUGUCCCCAGGGCUGCUGCCAGCCCAGCAGCCCCCUGCCUGGGGGCGCCACGGCCCUCGCAGCUGUUGCGACAAGAGCUUCUGGAGCUUGUAACCAGUAGAUUGUCUCCCUGAUGGACCCUGAGUUUUCUCAUGAAUAAACUCGUUCAACGCGUG